AAUAUACGUUAUAUUUAACCUGAUUAAGGGCAGAUUCUUUUCCUUGUUCUUUAAAUGAUACUAUUGGACAAUAUGUAUUUCAAAUCGAAUAUACAAAUACAACUCCAUAUGUUAUUCGUUUAUAAUAUUUAAGGUUAGUUCCUAAAAAGGGUUUGAUGCACAUAAGUAUAUAAUAUUUAUAUAUGUAUACCUAUUGAAAUACAUAUAGAAGUGUCUAUAGAUCCAAAUUCUGUACUGGCAAACUGACAUCAACUGGCAUUUAACCACCAGCUGAUUUUAGUUUCGAUUAUUCCACUUUAAACAAACACUAUGGCCUCAGCUUCAAGUACAAGCGCUCGUAGUUUAUUUGUCGAGUCAAAAAUGAGAUUGGCCGAUAGAGUGCAAGUUAAUGUGAAUAAUAUUGCUUCCCUUGCCAGGCAAAUACAAAGAGGCUCAAAAAGCAGUGAAGUAUUAAUGCACAGUGCAAAAAAUUUUGCACAGCAAGAGCAUAAGUUAGAAAAUGCAGGAACGAAUUUGAAGUUAGUUGAUCUUAUAGCUACACAUUUAGACUAUCAAAUGGAAUCCAUGAGUGGGAGUUCUUUAAUCUUAGAAGAAGUUACUGAGCAAGUACGUGCUAUGCAAAGAUAAAUUAUGAGUAAUAAAUUAUAUUAUAAAACUUAUAAUGCAUAGUUUAUUGCAUAUCUUGUAUGUUUAUAAGUGAAAUGUGAAGAAUAAUACUUGAUAUAUAUUGUUAAA
Messenger RNA from Hylaeus anthracinus, 735 nucleotides. RefSeq names its product BLOC-1-related complex subunit 7 (gene BORCS7). The record is from RefSeq and is a predicted model, not a curated record. The transcript has 3 exons. Bases 310 to 627 code for a protein of 105 amino acids. Gene Ontology annotation, cellular component: BORC complex. NCBI's taxonomy places the organism in Eukaryota, Metazoa, Arthropoda, Insecta, Hymenoptera, Colletidae.